AUGGCUCAAUUACAGUGGACUAAAACCCUGGCUCCUUUGCCUGCUACUGAACGUAAUUUUUCGACCAAACUGUCAUAUGAUAAGCAUUCCAAGUGCGUUGCGUAUGGAUGCGGUAAAUCUGCCUUCGUAAGGUCGCUCGAUUCAGAUUUUCAAGUACAGUUUACCGGUCAUGGAACUGCUAAAGUUACUGUGGUUCGCUUCAGGCCCUUAGCUGGAUCUAACUAUUUGUGUUCUGGUGACGACCAAGGUCGCGUAAUCGUGUGGAGUUGGUUGCACGACGAAGACGAUAGAAGUAAUGAGGCGGUCACUGGUACCUCUACAGCCAUCAAAAGUGAGUUCCAAGUACUUUCCGGCCCUAUUACAGAUAUAAGCUGGGACAUGGAGGGCCGUAGGUUAUGUGUUGUCGGCGAGGGUCGCGACAAAUUCGGAGCCUUUAUUUCGUGGGAUACCGGCAACACUCUAGGAGAACUCAGCGGGCCCUCCAAACGUGUCAAUGCUUGCCACAUCAAACUUAGCAGGCCGAUGCGAUGCUUUACUGCUGGUGAUGAUGGUGCAUGUGUUUUUUUCGAAGGGCCGCCUUUUAGAUUUGCGGCAAGCGACAGAACGCAUCAUGACCAGGGUAAAUUCAUUCGUGAUAUCAAGUUCUCACCUGGUCCAGGGAACUAUGCUGUUUCGAUUGGUAGCGAUCGUAAGAUUGUUUCUUUCGAUGGCCGGACUGGCGAAUUUAUCAAAUAUGUCGAUGAUCCCGAAGAAACUAUUGAGGGGGGCUUCUUCGCUCUAGACUGGUUUGACGAAGGGUCUGAAUCUCACAAAUUUGCUACUUCUAGUGCGGACGCUGUCAUACGGGUAUGGGACAUUGAGUCUGGCAAAUGCAUUAAUAAAUGGAGCUUGGAAAAGACGCUUGCACACCAACAAGUGGGCGUUGCAACCAUCAGUGAAAACCAAGUUGUCAGCGUGUCUCUUGAUGGAGCUUUGAAUAUAUUUGAGAUUGGUCAACAUUCUCCCAUAAAAACGAUUGAAGGUCACAACAAAGGGAUCACAGCUUUGUCUACGGGUCCGCUAGCUUCGGGCUCUUAUGAUGGCAGAAUAGUUGUGUGGGGUAGUAAGGGCUCCCAAUCAGCACAAAUGAAUAACUACCAGACUAACACAAUUGCAGCCAUAGAUAACGAAAAUGGAAUAGCAACGACUUCCUGGGAUAAUACUAUGCAGGUUUCUGGGGAAGUCAAACACACAUUCGCUCACCAACCUAAAAUAGCCUCCCCUUACAAAGGUUCCAUGGCAGUGGUGUCUGUGGAAAAUGAACUUGACAUUGUGAGCUGUGAUACUGGCAAUGUUGUUACUUCUAAGAAGCUAACCUCCAUUGCCUCGGCCGUUAAUCUUGGGACGAAGUACGUCGCGGUUGGCUACGAGCAAUCGAAUACCAUCGAAUUGUUCCACGUUUCUGACUUGUCCGUCAGUUUCACGCUGAGCACCACCAUGAGAGCGACACCUUCAUGUUUGGCACUUUCUCCAUCAGAAAGAUUCCUUGCUGUAGGCGAUGUGAUGGGCAAAAUCCUACUGUUUGAUUUAGAGACGAAAGCUGUUAAAACGUCAAGGUGGGCUUUCCACUCUGGUAAGAUAACUAGUAUGGCCUGGAGACCUUUAAAUGAAGAAGAUGAAGAAGAAGAAGACUUGAUCGCCACUGCGUCUCUUGACACGCAUCUUAUGAUCUACUCAGUGAAAAAGCCCAUGAAAAACAUAAAGCAGCUGAAUGCUCACAAAGACGGAGUUACCUGUGUGGCUUGGGAUGGCCGUUCCACAAUAUUCAGCGGAGGAGCAGACUCCUGUAUCAAAGAAUGGAAGCUGAUACUUGACUGA
Molecule: messenger RNA, 1857 nt
Organism: Lachancea nothofagi CBS 11611
Lineage: Eukaryota; Fungi; Ascomycota; Saccharomycetes; Saccharomycetales; Saccharomycetaceae
Source: the annotation of a GenBank genome assembly